This is a messenger RNA of Funneliformis geosporum, 208 nucleotides long. The record is from the annotation of a GenBank genome assembly. Lineage: Eukaryota; Fungi; Glomeromycota; Glomeromycetes; Glomerales; Glomeraceae.
AUGGACAAAAAAGAUUGGAAAAGCUUUGAAAUGAUUGAACAUUUAGCUUUCACAUGUAUGCAGGCAACUGAAGAAAUCAAAAACAUAUUUUUACAAGAAAUAAAAAAUUGUACAACAUAUGAGAAUUCCUCUUCUACUAUCACCUUCUCUACUACAGCCUCCUCUUCUACUAAACGAAUCAAAGUUCAAAAUCAAAAAAUUCUACAAU